AGAUCGUAUAAAUUCGCUAACUCGCAAAAGACAGUGCAGUUGAGAAAGCCCACAGCUGGCUGUCUCGACGUGUAUGCUUUGAAUAUUUCGCACCAUGUUAAUGAGUUUUUAUCAAAUUUUAAUUAAAAAUACAUGCAGUGCAUUCAGUAUACGAAAGAAAAUUAAUAGUAAAAGACAUUUACCCUCUUGAUCGAGUAUUUUCGUUAGUAUCAAUUGUGCAAUAAGGAAGGCGAGGGAAGAUGCCAGGCAAAGGAGGCAGAAGAGGAAAGUCCGGUCACGGUGGAAAAAGGGCUGAAUUAACAUCUGAUGAGGAUUCUAUUAACAAUGAUGCAUGCAGCAUCACCAGUGGUCAAUCUGACAAUCGCAGUGUGCUCGAUGAUGUUAAUGACAACGAGAUUGACGAGAUCGCGCAACAAGAGGCAUUUGAGGAAAAGCUGAAGGAAGCGAUAGAUGGAUUGACGCAGAAAAGUGCAAAGGGUAGAACCUUAUGCUUCAAUGGGAUCGAAAAAAUAUUUGCCAUAAAGUAUAUUCCUGACUUUGUGGAGGAUAGAAAAAUGACUAUCACAGAUUCUAUAGAACGGGGUUUGAAAAAGGGUCGUGGUGAUGAACAGUCUACAGCUGCUCGAUUAAGUACACUGCUCUGUGUCCAACUUGGAGCAUUCGAGAGUGCAGAAGUCGUUUGCAGGGAUCUUAAAUCUACAUUGACUUUCAUAGCCAAUGAUAAAACAGCACAACCCAAUGCACGAUCUGAGUGCUGCUGGGCUUUAAGUAUGAAUCAGUUUUUGUCCGGGAACGAUGCUGGGGAUACCAUUGAAAUUGCACAGUUACUCUCAAAUAUUUUUGCUGGCUCUUAUCUAAAAGGAAAUGGUGCAGUACCAAUAGUUGCUGCUGACAUGGCCGCAUUACAUGCAGCUGCACUAUCCUCGUGGACUUUGCUUUUAACCGUCAUGUCACCUGCAGACAUCUAUAAUUUACUCGGCAGUGAUCGAAUUAAUAAUUACAUGCCUUCUCUUAAUCGUCUGCGUGAAUUGUUAGAAUCUCCGCAUCUUGAAAUACGCAUUUCAGCUGGUGAAGCAUUAGCUGUAAUAUUUGAACUUGGUCGUGAGUACGCCGAAGAUUAUGAACAGGAUUGGGCACUCGAUCUCGUUAACGUACUCAAAGAUUUGGCUACAGACUCGAAUAAGUACAGAGCUAAGAAGGAUCGUAAACAACAGCGUGCGAGUUUUAGGGACAUAUUGCGAUACAUUGAGGAGGACAUCGUACCGGAAAUGCAUAUCAGAUUUGGAAGGGAAACUUUAUUCUUGGAAGGAUGGUGUGCUCGAGCUCAAUACAAUACAUGUUGUCGAUUUCUUGGGCCUGGUAUCAAUAUUCAUCUUGCUGAAAAUUUAUUGCUGCGUGAAAUAUUCCAUCUUGGUAAUAAAGUGUUGCCUCUGCAAGCAACUCAGCAGAAGACAAGCAAGCUCGAAAGGACACUCAUGAAUGCAGCAGCUUUUAAGGCACGUACUAUUCUACGCAGUAAGAAUCGUGACAAGCGUUCGGCGACUUUGACGACAUAAAUUUUCUUUUCCUAAUCCUUUUCGAUUUUUAGCGUUAGAUUAUUUCUUCUAGAUUUUUUGUGGCGUAAUCGAAUUUUUAUUUAUUUUACCUAUUGUUGAUUAGAUUAAAAAAAAGUCGUGUGCUAUUGCUUAUCUCGAGUCUAUGAAAUUUCAAUUGUAUAUAGCGAUACGAAUUAGAAAAAUUAACAUUAGAAUUAGUGAUAUGUAGCUUGGCUAUUACUUGUGUGGCCAAAUAAACUUGAUACUAUACGGUUGUUUAA
Molecule: messenger RNA, 1816 nt
Organism: Cephus cinctus (wheat stem sawfly)
Lineage: Eukaryota; Metazoa; Arthropoda; Insecta; Hymenoptera; Cephidae
Gene: Ifrd1
Product: interferon-related developmental regulator 2
Exons: 6
Coding region: 240-1556 (438 amino acids)
Source: RefSeq, a predicted model, not a curated record